AUGUCGACCGAUCCUAAGAUCCAGGACCUGCUCAACAAGCCCAAGAGCGAGCUCACUGAAUAUGAGGUCUCUCUCGUCGAGGAACACGAGCUCACCGCGGGCCCCCUCUCGCUCCUCCAGACCGCCACGCGCACACACACCCAGGUGCUGAUCUCGUGCCGGAACAAUCGCAAGCUGCUGGCGCGCGUCAAGGCCUUCGACCGCCACUGCAACAUGGUCCUCGAGAACGUCAAGGAGAUGUGGACGGAGAAGCCUAAGGGCGGCAAGGGCAAGGGUGUCAACAAGGACCGGUUCAUCAGCAAGAUGUUCCUGCGUGGUGACUCCGUCAUUCUCGUCCUGCUGAGCUGA
Aspergillus fijiensis CBS 313.89 is the source of this 348-nucleotide messenger RNA. Its product is annotated as small nuclear ribonucleoprotein Sm D2. Gene Ontology annotation, molecular function: RNA binding. Bases 1 to 348 code for a protein of 115 amino acids. Gene Ontology annotation, cellular component: U4/U6 x U5 tri-snRNP complex; catalytic step 2 spliceosome; U5 snRNP. The record is from RefSeq and is a predicted model, not a curated record. Gene Ontology annotation, biological process: spliceosomal snRNP assembly; RNA splicing. Lineage: Eukaryota; Fungi; Ascomycota; Eurotiomycetes; Eurotiales; Aspergillaceae. The transcript is spliced from 4 exons.